GCGCAGCAGAAUCUCCAGCCUAUCGCCUGUCAUCGGUGAAGGCGAUGGUCCUGGAAAAGCGUCCUGCCUCGGGAGGGGGAGUUUCACGCACAGCGCUCAAAAGACUCGGACACGCAGCGAUGAAGCGGCUCUGCGUGGAUUAAACCGCCGUCCCCAUGGCUCUGAGCGCGGGAAGCCGCAGCUGAAGCUCCGCGCGGAAGAAUAUGCUCCAGCCGAGCCGCAGCCGCAGCAGCAGCAGCAGCCCCUCCAGCCGCAGACUGCCCUCCUGCUAAGCGCCCUCCCGGAGACAGCCAGCAGGCUCCGUUCGCUCUGCGGUUCCUCCGCUCCUGACACCCGCAAACUCCGCUCCGCAGACCCACGACCCCCCCGGCAGAGGGAUGGCGGGGAAGCUGGCCGCCGCGCAGGGCUACGGGAUCCUGCUGGUGACAGCCAACGUUGGAUCUCUGUUCGAGGAUCCGGAGAACCUGCAGAAGACGUGGCUGCGGGAGUUUUACCAGACCAUUCAGUCGCACAAACCUCACUUCCUGGCGUUGCACUGUCAAGAGGUGGGGGGCAAGAACUACGAGGCGUCCAUGUCGCACGUGGGCAGCUUUGUCAAGGAGUUGCUGUCCAGUGACGCCCUAAAGGAGUACAACAGAGCCCGCGUCUACCUGGAUGAGGACUACAAAUCCAAGGAGCAUUUCACAGCUCUGGGAAGCUUCUACUUUAUCCACGAGACUUUGAAAAACAUCCAGCAGUUUGAUUUCAAUGCCAAGACAUUUGAGAAGGUGGUGGGAAGGGAGACGUGCUCAGAGACCCUGGAAAGCAGAUCCACACUGGAGAAGGCCAAGUUUCCCAAGGAUUACUAUCCACAGUGCAAGUGGUCCAGAAAAGGAUUCAUCAGGACUCGAUGGGCCCUGGCCGACUGCACCUUUGAUCUGGUCAACAUUCACCUUUUCCAUGACGCCUCCAACCUGGUCGCCUGGGAGAAAAGCCCGUCCGUCUACUCCACGACCAGGCAGAUGGCCCUGGGCUUCGUUCUGGACAGGAUUACGGACCAGCGGUACGAAAAGGUGCCAUUUUUUAUUUUUGGGGACUUUAACUUCCGGUUGGAUUCCAAACAAGUUAUUGAGAGUCUCUGUUCCACCGCCACCAUGCAGACGGUCAGAACCGCCAAGACCAACGAAGUUGACAAGCUAAUAUUCAGAGAAAGUGAUAACGACAAAAAGGUUGUUCUUCAACUUGAAAAGAAGCUUUUUAAUUAUGUCAACCAGGACGUUUUCCGGGAAAACAAUGGGACCUCACUUUUAGAGUUUGAUAAAGAACUGUCGUCAUUCAAGGAUCGGCUGAUUGAAAUGGAGAUCUCUUUCCCCCCCAGUUAUCCGUACAGUGAAGACAGCAAUCAGGGGAAGGAGUACAUGAACACCAGAUGCCCCGCGUGGUGCGACCGAAUCCUCAUGUCUCCGUCUGCCAGAGACCUGUUCUUGAAGCCUGAAAAUGAAGAGAAGUCUAUAAUGUAUGAUAACAUUGGAGCCAAUGUCUGCAUGGGGGACCACAAGCCCGUCUUCCUGUCCUUCCGAAUAGCAGCGGGGGCAGGUAAACCUAAUGCAAAUAAGCACAAGUGUUGUGUGGUGCAGUGAUUUCGUGGGAGGUGUUGCCAAAGGGGGGAGAACAUAUUCCGUGAAGCCCCUCUGUGAGAAGAUCACAGACGCACACGCACUCACGCACACAUCAUUUGCACAAGCCUACACUGAAAGCCCAAACUCCGUCAGCAGGGCUGCGCAGCCGCAGUCGCGCAGACCCCUCCUCGCCCUAAACCUUCAGUUUUCAACACUCUGUGACCCCUGAGGGCCCGGCUCCAGGACAGACGCAUCGCUGGCCUCCGCGUUGCCACGCAACCCCAAUUCCCAGAGAAAACAAAAGAACCGGACACUCUUCUCCCUCCGCAGCUUCAGCGAGAAAACUCUAAUGGAGGUUUACUACAUACUUGUACUGCCCGUUUUAGGUAGGCCUCUGUGUAUAGAAGCUACUCUCCAGAUAUUAUUUAAGGUGUUGAAAAAAGACCAGAAAAGUGCAAUGCAAAAAAAAGUUGUAUAUCUAGAUUACUAGGGUUAUUUGUACAUUUGACAGUAUAUAACAUAGAAGUGUUGUUGGUUUUAUCGCGCUCUGUCCUCUGACCAAACUCUGUGGUCCUUGUUGGAACCGUCUCUUCACCACGGCCACAUCAGUGGAGGCUUCUUCUUUUAUAUGCUUUACUUUUAAAAGAUAAUUUAUGAUUCUUACCAAAAUGUUUCUGCUGGAGCGAUGGAAGAAGGAGACGUUUGGGACAGUCAGCAAUGUUUUAAGCAGUGCCAUAGACCAUGCAAGUAUAUCUAAGAAAUUAUAUAAGAUCUGUUUGCCUAUAUAGCUCUCUCACGUAAUGCCAUUAUUCUAACUUAUUUCUAUAAGAUUAUGGUUCUGAAUGUUAGGUAGGCUUGGGUGUCCUUAAAAUGUAAGGGUUUUGUUUUUUCUUCAUGUUUGUUUACUGCAUUACGGUGCCAAGUAUCCCACACAGACGUGAUUGUGUAACGAGUCCUUAAGUCUGUCUGUAAAGGUGUAGAUUCUAAAGCUGUAAGAGAAACUCUAAAUGUGAGGAGAAAGCCUCGGCUUUCCCGCCGUUCCACUUCCUCCUGUGUUUUUGCAUCACUUCCUCUGCAACACUACAGCUUUCAGACCGUUCCAAGCCGCCAGCUCAUCCGAUUCCUGCCGCCGUCUGGAGCACAGCAGGUGGAAACUCUUCUGAGCUUGUUGCUGCGUUUAGUUUUCUCCUUUGGUGACUUUAGGUUAAAAAAACAGUAGGAGAAAAACAAAAUAAAAGGACAUUUUGUUUUUUUACGUGUAGACAAUUUUGAGUUUGCUUUAAGCUCCUGUUUUGUCUUCACUCCAUCAAAAGCACAUAGAGAUUUUCUUGGAGCCCCUCCUGGACGGCCGGCCUCUUUAGCUGAUGCAGUUCUCAAGCAAUAAAAACAUUAGAGCUCAA
Molecule: messenger RNA, 2998 nt
Organism: Oryzias melastigma (Indian medaka)
Lineage: Eukaryota; Metazoa; Chordata; Actinopteri; Beloniformes; Adrianichthyidae
Gene: inpp5a
Product: inositol polyphosphate-5-phosphatase A
Exons: 16
Coding region: 378-1619 (413 amino acids)
Biological process (GO): phosphatidylinositol dephosphorylation
Molecular function (GO): inositol-polyphosphate 5-phosphatase activity
Source: RefSeq, a predicted model, not a curated record